CUAAAAUGUGCUGAGGAAACUCCACACUGUCGUACUAGCCAAUAGCAGCCGUACCGACAUGUCUGACUUGGAGAAGAACUGCAGCAUAUUUUCAGAACUGGGCAUGUGGGUUGCACUCAAAUAUAAAGGCAAACUAUCCGGGGACAGUCGCAGUGCAGUUGCUACCCGAUCGAGUAUAAAGAGGUCUUUGUCUUAGAUGAUAUUGUAAUCUAUUUUCAUUUCUUUUCGACACCAUUAAAACACAACAUUUUAUCCAGGCUGGAGCAGCUCCAGCCUGGAAAGGUUUUUCAUUUUUUUCCCCACACAACCGCGUGGACUGGACCCUCAGAGCACCCCCGCCGGCCAGCCCCAUGCCAGUAUAUGUCUCCUCUGGCCGUGGAAGACGCACACACCCGCUCGGCCUUGGAUGGUCACUCCUUAGUGGGACUGAGUAGGCCAGUGGUUGAGUCUCCUCCGGUGAUGUUGGUGCUCGGAAACCAUACAAUUGUGGAUUAUAAAGUAUGUUUUUCUUUUUUCAUGUUCAAUGUACUUUCAUUAAUGUGGGAGGGGGAAAAUUCUUAUGUCUCAAUCUGACAGACAUUUGACCACAGAUGUGCUUCACCAAUGGAAGCGAAAAUAAGAGAAUGACACAACUACAUUAUUGUAUGGCUCCCACACUUUCCGCCAGUGGGUCAGUGGGUGAGUGAAGAGUGGAGGGGAGUGGAGACAAGAGGUGAAGCUGUGGCCUCACGCUGCCAUCCAGGGGGGAGAGUGUGGGCAGCACGGGAAGAGACAAUGAGGAAGACAAGGACUUCCAAGGCCAAGUGGGUCGAGCCCUGCGGUAUGCCUCGCCAAAAAUGGACACGAUGACGCUCAACAGUUCGGCCUAUUGAUUUGUUAGCUGCUAUUUAUACAACAGAAGAGGCAGAGGAAAACUUGAUAUCAUCAGAACAUGUCACUUGCCCCCGCAGUUUCUUUGAUUGCGCAAUCACCUGGGCAGACGCAAACAUGGAUUGGACCAUAUUUGGUAACAACAUUGGAUCUACUGCCUGAUGACUGCAUUCAUUCACCAAUUUUAGGUCUUCUUUUGUGUGUGUGUGGGGGGGUGGGCACACUCUACCCAAAAUUAUUCGGAUAUUUGCAAUUUAAGUUAUACAGAAAUAACACAGAAAAGUGACAAAAGUCGGAAGACAUCCGAUAUUAUUAUUAUUAUAAUAAUAUCCAUCCACCCAUCUAUCCAUUUUCUUAGCUGCUUAGCUCUUAGCUGCAAGUUCAGUUUAGUGCUAGCACAAGCACGACUAUCAUAUGCCGUUCUAACUUGCUCGGUUGUGUAAAUAUUUGAAUUUUGCGACAUAAACAUUAAAACUUCUUUGCGGCAGAUUACUCGAUUGGACAACAGAGUUAUACAGUAUAAUGAUCCAAUCGUGUUAGUGGUUAAUCGAGUUUCACCAUUGCCAUGUACAUGUGUUCUCGGUUCUCAGACAUCGCAGUGUAACUUGUUGGUUAGCCAAGUAAUGGUGCGUGGGACUUAGAUAGCGCGAAGUGAGUGAGUGUGUUCAAAGUUUUACAAUGGAAAAAGUGUUAGAAAAAAAAAAGGAUGAAGAUCAAGGGAGGACAAUUGACAAGGAUGCUGGAAUCAAAAACUGUUUCAGACGAGCAUGGCUUGAAAAAAGUGUAACCGUGCAGAUAGGACCGAAAACGGUAUCAACGUAUCUAACCGAACACAUACAAAAAGUUGACAUUCCCAGCAAAGUGCUGUGCACUCUGUGUUCCGAUAGGAGCAAAAAAUAUCCAGGGGUGUCCAAUGAUUGUUGCAUAUUUUUGGGACGUGUGAGGGAACAGGAGUACCCAGAGAAAACCCACACGGGCACGGGGAGAACAUGCAAACUCCACACAGGCGGGCCUGGGAUCAAACCCUUGACCUCAGAAUCGUGAGGCCAAUAUUUUACAGGUGAUCUACCAUGCCGCCCAUUAUAAUAAUAAUAAUUACUAUUAUUUUUUUGUUAUUAUUAGCCGUAGUACGUCUUUUUCUUUUGGCUUGUCCCGUUAGCGCAUCUUCCUCUCUAACAUCCACUGUCCUCUCUCACAGCAGCCAUCAACUUUUUCUUUGGUCUUCCUCUCACUCUUUUGCCUGGCAGCUCCAUCCUCAGCACCCUUCUACCAAUAUACUCAAUCUCUCCCCUCUGAACAUGUCCAAACCAUCUAAGUCUGCUCUCUCUAACCUUGUCUCCAAAACAUCUAACUUUGUCUGUCUCUUUAAUGAGCUCAUUUUUAAUCCUAUCCAACUUGCUCAGUCAUAGAGAAAACCUCAACAUCUUAAUUUCUGUCGCCUCCAGUCCUGCUUGUUGUUGUCUCUUCAGUGCCACCGUCUCUAAUACGUACAUCAUGGCCGGCCUCACCACUCUUUUAUAAACUUUGCCCUUCAUCCUAGCAGAGACUCUUCUGUCACAUAACACACCAGACACCUUCUACCAGCUGUUCCAACCUGCUUGGACCCAUUUCUUCACUUCCUUACCACACUCAAGAUUGCUCUGGAUUGUUGACCCUAAGUAUUUGAAGUCAUCAACCCUUGCUAUCUCUUCUCCCUGGAGCCUCUCUCUUCCCCCUCCACCCAUCUCCUUCACACACAUAUAUUCUGUUUUAUUUCGGCUAAUCUUCAUUCCUCUCCUUUCCAGUGCAUGCCUCCAUCUUUCUAAUUGUUCCUAUGGCUGCUCCCUGCUUUCACUGCAGAUCACAAUAUCAUCUGCGAACAUCAUGGUCCAAGGGGAUUCCAGUCUAACCUCAUCUGUCAGCCCAUCCAUUACUACCGCAAACUGGAAGGGGCUCAGAGUGGAUCCCUGAUGCAGUCCCACCCCCACCUUAAGUUAUUUUCAUUAUUAUUAUUAUUAUUAGUAGUAGUAGUAGUAGUAGUAUCAGUAGUAGUAGUAGUAGUAGUAGUAGAACUAGUACUAUGCAAGUUAAAAUAAUUUAGAAUGGUGGUAUGAAUAAUAGUAAAAAUGUAAUUAUAAAAACAGCAUUUUGUUAAUACCCCCAUCACGUUUUCCAGGAUUUUCCCUCAUCUGUUCAACUGCCAUUUCCACCCAGAAGAUGGCAAAACUCCACCUCUCACCCAAAAUUUGGCCAUGGUGUAAAGAAUUUCAAUUACAUUUUUGUGUGUAUAUGUCAUGAUCCUGCCGCUCCAGCACGAGCUGUGCGGGUGCCUGCGCGGGUGCGCUGAUUGGGAGGUGCACACCUGCGCCUCAUGCAACCUGAUUAUGCUGUGGAUUUAUACUACCGCGAUGACAACUGGCCGGGGCCAGUUCGUUGAUCUUCAUGUCCUGUUCGUGUGCUCCGGUAUCCCUGAUCGAACCUAUGUGUACUGACCUUCGCCUGUUCUCCGACCGACCCCGUAAGCCUGACUCCUUUGAAACUUCUGCCUGCCGUGAUCGAUCUCCCGUGUACCAACUCCUGCCUGCCCGCUCACCUGCUCUCUUCGCCCGACGUCCCAACUACCGCUGCUGCACAUGACUGCCUGCUCGAUCUCCUUCCUCUGCAUAUAAUAAACGUUUCUCCUUGAACUACCUUGCAUCUUCCGAGUCCUGCAUUUGGGUCCUACUCUCGUUCUGAUGGGACGUGAUAGAAAGAACUGGCCACAACAGGACCCAGCAGGAAAGACCCGGCGUCGCCGGGACCGAUGCAAGGUAGACCGUCUGCCGGAGGAUCAAGCCUGUCCAAUCCGGGUAGGGUCCCUCCGCUUCCGUGUCUUGCGCUCCGCCAGCUAGGUAUGAAUACGUCCCGAACACGACCCGUCGGGCUCCUCAUAUUCUUCUGGACUCUGACUUUUCGGAAUAUGAGGAGGACGCUCCCCGUUCCUGCUCUGUCGGCGACGGGCACACCCAUACGUUCCCGUCCAAGAGGUGGCGAUGGUGACACUGAUGCUGCCUUCUCACGUUCCUGUCCAGGAGGUGGCGACAGUUCCCCAGCCGCCUCACGAUGGUGUCGCCGCCUUCUCACGUUGCUGUCCAGGAGGUGGCGAUGGCGAUGGUGUCACCCCCUUCUCACAUUGCUGUCCAGGAGGUGGCGAUGGUGGCGCCGCCUUCUCACGUUGCUGUCCAGGAGGUGGCGAUGGUGGGGCCGCCUUCUCACGUUGCUGUCCAGGAGGUGGCGAUGGUGGCGCCGCCUUCUCACGUUGCUGUCAAGGAGGUGGCGAUGGUGGCGCCCCUUUCUCACGUUGCUGUCCAGGAGGUGGUGAUUGUGUCGCCGGCUUCUCACAUUGCUGUCCAGGAGGAGGCGAUGGUGUCGCCGCCUUCUCACGGUGAUGUCCAGGAGGAGCUGGGGAGUUCUGUGGAGCCACCCUGGAGCUGGAGAGACUUCGGGAUGGCUGUGAUGGUGGCUGUCAUGGCUCUGGUCCUUCUCUCCAUCAUCCUAUUCGCUCCAGAUGGCUCCCAGCCGCUUCAUGACCUGGCCUCAUUGGUGACCAAUCCACGGCUGCCUACUGACCAAGCCUCGGUGGCGACCAAUUCCUGGUCGUCUUGCAAUAACGGCGUGGGAGGUUCUCGUCCGGAGCAGUGGCCUUCGCCAUUUGGUUCCUCACAGAGGUCGUCUGCCCGAAUUGCCCCUUGGGGACCCUGGUGCUUGGCGUCCGGGUUGUCCUCCUGACCAGUCCACCCGGACGCCUUGUGUUUGGUGACCUGGAUGGCCA
This is a messenger RNA of Syngnathoides biaculeatus (alligator pipefish), 4660 nucleotides long. RefSeq lists its product as uncharacterized. The transcript has 3 exons. The record is from RefSeq and is a predicted model, not a curated record. The coding region runs from base 3952 to 4617 and encodes 221 amino acids. NCBI's taxonomy places the organism in Eukaryota, Metazoa, Chordata, Actinopteri, Syngnathiformes, Syngnathidae.